UGGGCACCGGCUCCGUGCGUGCGGCUGUGACCACCCUCGCGCAGACAUGAACCCCAAAGGCUGCCUCGGCUGUGCCAAGUACUUUCUCUUCUUCCUCAACCUCUUCUUCUUCGCCCUGGGCACCCUCCUCCUCGCCUUCGGCCUCUGGGUCCUCUUCGACCGGCAGAGCUUCGCCGCCAUGCUGGGGUCACCACUGGUCAGUCUGAGGGUCUGGUCCUACGGCUUCUCUGGGGUCGGCAUUGUCACGAUGCUGCUGGGGUUCCUGGGCUGCCUGGGGGCCCUCAAGGAGGUCAAGGUCCUGCUCAUGCUGUACUUUGGGGUUCUGCUGCUGCUCUUCGUUGCCCAGAUCACGGUGGGCGUCAUUGUCUACACGCAGCGCGUUGCUCUGGCCACCAAGGUGGCCACCUACGUGCAGAAGCUGAUCCAAGAGUACCCAGCUCAGGGACCGCCUGGCGAUCCCCACGAGAGCUGGGAUGCUGUCCAGCAGCAGCUCGGCUGCUGCGGCUGGAAUGGGCGCCAGGACUGGGAGCACCACGACGGACCCUCUGGGGACACGGACGGGGCCGAGACUGUCGCCUGUUCCUGCCUCAAGGCCCCCAACAGCACCCACAGGACCCCACGGGUGCUGCCCCAUGGCCGCUGCCUCGUAACUGCCCCCAGUGACAUCUUCCCCAAGGGCUGCGCCGCAGGCGUCCGGGACUGGCUGGCCGCAAACCUGAUCACCGUCAUGGGGGUGUGCCUGGGCAUUGGCCUGGGGGAG
Empidonax traillii (willow flycatcher) is the source of this 760-nucleotide messenger RNA. RefSeq names its product leukocyte antigen CD37-like. The record is from RefSeq and is a predicted model, not a curated record. Lineage: Eukaryota; Metazoa; Chordata; Aves; Passeriformes; Tyrannidae. Gene Ontology annotation, cellular component: membrane. The annotation marks the transcript as partial. The transcript has 7 exons.